AUGUAUCGAUACUUUGAGGCUGUGCUCGCUCGCAUACUUCCCCCUCUCCACCGCAAGUACGGCCGAUCCCAACUUCCAGUGGUCAGUCGCCGUCUCGUUGCGGUCAAAUGUGCACGCCAUAUUACCGACUGCCUUGGCUGACCCCCUGAUUAACCCUGAUCUGUAGAAAUCUACUGCCGGUGAGCUUCCACUUCGUCGAGCACGAUCAUCCAAGAUGUUGUUGCUACAGUACGUCAUGGGAAUCCUUCCUUACGAGGUUUCGAUCGAGAAGUGUGCCAAGUUCGGCAAUGGAUCUUCGGUUUCACCCGCUGCCGAAACGCUUGAAGUUGUACGUACAGACCCUCGCGGGUUCCGUUCGCCCGAGCCUAUCGACUGUAGGCAUUAGUCUGGGCUCCGAUUGUUCAAGCGGAUGCCAUUACAUUUCUUGCAAAGCGAACUGGCUGACCUCGGAACGAUCGCACUCACUCGGAGCCUCCCCUCAGGUGAACAUGUCCAAUCUGCCGCGUUCAGCACAUGCCUGGGUCCGUCUCAUCCUCCCGAUCUCCUGUCAUCACACUCCUCUAACAACCAAUUUUCGAUUCUCCAUUGCAUGGCGCGCGUUACCUCCUUCGCUCGAUCCCGCGCAGUGGGCACUCCAACUUCAUCCCCCGCACACUGCAGUGCGAUCCCUUUGAACACCUGUACCGCACGGUCUCGAACUUCGACUCCGCGAUGGUCGAUCAACAUUGACAUAGUCAAAGGUGAGUAUUGGGUGUUUUUACUCUUUCCCUUUUUCAUCUAGAUGAAAAAAAUAUGGGUGUUUGAGCUAAAUGAGUGCGCUCUCUGCACAGUCCUAUCCUGACUGCGCAGUCCGAAACCGACGAUUCUUGUUCGAGCACGGUCUCCUUCCUAGUCACUUUUCCAACGGCAGUCUCAUGACCGAUUGA
Messenger RNA from Microbotryum saponariae, 926 nucleotides. NCBI's taxonomy places the organism in Eukaryota, Fungi, Basidiomycota, Microbotryomycetes, Microbotryales, Microbotryaceae. The record is from the annotation of a GenBank genome assembly.